This is a messenger RNA of Hydractinia symbiolongicarpus, 1394 nucleotides long. RefSeq names its product transmembrane protein 229B-like. The record is from RefSeq and is a predicted model, not a curated record. Bases 470 to 928 code for a protein of 152 amino acids. NCBI's taxonomy places the organism in Eukaryota, Metazoa, Cnidaria, Hydrozoa, Anthoathecata, Hydractiniidae. The transcript is spliced from 2 exons.
UUACCUACCAAAACUAUCUAGGGCCCAGGCCGCGCAGUUCGCAAGUGUAUAUUUUACCGAACGCUUUGAAAUCGGCAUAAGGUGUAUUAAUUAUAUUACACCUGAAACACUAUGAUGAUGUGCGAGCUUACUACAGCAGUCUACCUGGACGUGUGGCACGGUUUUCCUGGACUUAGCGCUCAACUUAGCAUUCAAGGCUCAAUUACCUGUGGCUGAACUUUAUGUUGAAUGUUUAAACUGUGUUUAACUAGCUAGCUAUUAGCAUAGUCUAUAGGAAAAACUUUAUAUAUAGCUAUGUUUACAUCAUUUAUCUUGUUCUCAAGAAUUCUAAUAGAAAAUUUACUAGCUAUGUACCACCUGUAAAAAAAACGUAUUUAACGUAGCAUUUGUGAGGAUUUCCAUGGUCCUAUGAUUGCUACUAUGGUAUACUAUUGCCCCACUAUAACUGUGAUGGUCCUUUAGUAAGAACAUGGUCACUACAAAGACAGGACUACCAUUUUUUUCAAAGCUUAUGUUUUAUGGUCUAUGUGGUUUCUUCACAGAAGUUGUUUUUACUGCUACAUGGUUUUUUGUUGAUACUAAAUAUGAUCAUGGCUGGAAACUGCAUGGCUGUACGUCCCUAUGGUCAUUUCCAAUAUAUGGAAUAUCCAUCUAUAUUCUUGAAAGAAUAUCGCUUUUCAUCAAACCAUACUUGAUAUUACCUUUUCGUAUCCUAGUGUAUAUUGCUUGGACAUACUUAUGGGAAUUUUCCACUGGACUACUCUUGCGACAAUUAAAUGCUUGCCCGUGGAACUACAAAGAUUAUACAACAUAUCACGUUCAUGGAUUGAUCACCUUAGAUUACGCUCCAAUGUGGGUUAUUGCUGUGGUAUUGUGUGAAAAAAUAGUUAUAAAGUGUGCAUUAAAUUUGCAAUAUGUUGAAACAUAAUUUUUAUCUUCUCUAACAUUAUAAAUUCUUGCCCGUCAAGGUGAAGCUUCACGAUUCGAAUCUUAAAAAAAUGUUUACAUAACAAUAAAAUGUUAGUCCCCUGCAUAGCUGUAUUCUUACUUUUGCUGCAGUUGGUGCUAUUUACACAUUUCAGUGGUGCGUUUAUAAGAAUAGAAAAAAAUACGCUACAGUUUUAUUUAUUAAAUUUUAAUGUUUUAAAGUCUUCAUAUGUUUUUUCGAACUAAACCAUAUAAGUUACACGUACACAGUAAAAUACUCCAAGAAACUUUUUUGUACGUCAAGUAUAAAUUUUCUUAUUGUCAAAACCAUUUUGAAACAUAUGACACAGUAGGUAUAGUAUUUAAUAAAUAUCACUAACUAUUUAGAUUUAGUAUAUAGUUGUCAAACGUAAUUAUAACAAGUUUUUUGACUAUCAAACGAAAAAAGAAGAGUUGGAAAAAAACUA